This is a messenger RNA of Pelobates cultripes (western spadefoot toad), 190 nucleotides long. Lineage: Eukaryota; Metazoa; Chordata; Amphibia; Anura; Pelobatidae. The record is from the annotation of a GenBank genome assembly.
GGCCAUAGAAGAUUUCUUAAGUAAAAUAGACCUGCCAAUCAGUCCCGCUGACAUAGCUGAUAAGAUGGACGCUCAAUUUAGUGAAGAGGAGGUCCACAAGGCGAUAAAAGCCCCUAGGCUAGACGACCUCUCCAAUCUAUAUUAUAUAACUUUUGCAGACACUAACACCAUACCUCACAUCCCUUUUUAG